Molecule: messenger RNA, 786 nt
Organism: Psilocybe cubensis
Lineage: Eukaryota; Fungi; Basidiomycota; Agaricomycetes; Agaricales; Agrocybaceae
Exons: 2
Coding region: 1-786 (261 amino acids)
Biological process (GO): regulation of transcription by RNA polymerase II
Cellular component (GO): nucleus
Molecular function (GO): DNA-binding transcription factor activity, RNA polymerase II-specific; RNA polymerase II transcription regulatory region sequence-specific DNA binding
Source: RefSeq, a predicted model, not a curated record
AUGCACUACUGCGACUGUGGUGACUACUUCUACGAUUGGAAUGCUUUGAAGGAACACUGGGUUCAGAGCCCCAGGCAUGACUACUGCCAAUACUGCAAUGAACACGUUGGCCACAUCCUGGACCACUACGAAGAAUGCCACCAUUACUGUGGUCCCUGCCGUCGAGUUUUUAGGAGUGAAUUUGGUCUACACGAGCACCUUCGACAGUCGGAGCGACACCGCGAUAUGUACUGUGGUAGUUGCAGAAGGCUUUUCAUGUCACCAAACAACCUCAACGCACAUCUCAACUCGUCCAUCCAUCGCACGAAGGAUGUGAUAUGUCCAUUCAAAUGCGGUGCCACCUUUGUCUCGAACUCUGCGUUGGUUCUUCACCUCGAGAAUGGUGGAUGCAAAUCGGGCAUUAAUCAAACAAUUAUCAACCGCUAUGUCCGUGAAUACGAUACGAACAACGUCAUCACGGACCCCUCUCGCAUGAUCACUGGUGGAUCCUCCGUUGGCGAUAUUACGUACAUUGCCACGGAACGCUCUUGGAACGGAUGUGGAUACGAAUGCGUUCUGUGCCACAAAGUCCACCACAGCCUUCUCUCUCUUAACCAACACCUUGCUAGUCCCAAGCACAAAGACAAGAUUUACAUUUGCCGUGGUCCAGAUUGCAGCAUGCGCUUCCCCGCCCUCAGCGGGCUCGUUCAACACGUCGAGAGCAACAAAUGUGGCGUUGCGAGGUUCAAGUCUGUCCAAAAUGCGAUGAACAGCAUGUUAGGCCAGGUCGGAAGAAUCACAAUGUGA